CGUGGCUCAUUUGUGUCACAACAACGACACGAGCGACACCUAGAGGCCAUCACUGACCGCUGCAGCUCUACCGUGAGCCUCUGAAGAGCGAGGAAGGAGUUAAAGUCCAAAAUCCUCUUAGAGCUCUGGUGGUUACACUUUAAAUGACCUAAUAGGUCACAUGGUCGGAAACCAGCGUUGAACUGGGGCGGAUUCCUGUGUCCGAGCAGAACAACAUGGACUUCAUGUCAGACCGUGAUGUGCAGAAGUACACGGAGGACGGGUACGUGGUUCUUGACGGGCUGCUGACCCCCGACGAGUGUGAUGAGCUGAGGCAGAGGAUGGCGGAGAUCGUGGACCAGAUGGACGUGCCGGAGCACUGCCGCACCACCUUCUCCACCGUUCACGAUGAGCAGCUGAAAACACAGGGAAACACUGACUAUUUUAUCACCAGCGGAGAUAAGAUACGCUUUUUCUUUGAGAAAGGAGUUUUUGAUGACAAAGGUGAAUUCAUCAUUCCAAAGCAGCGAUCACUGAAUAAAGUUGGUCACGCUCUACAUGCCUAUGAGCCUUUGUACAAAAAAGUUACACAUUCAACCAAAGUUCAGGGCAUCGCCAACAAGCUGGGUCUCAUAAAUCCUGUGAUACUGCAAAGCAUGUACAUUUUUAAGCAACCAGGAAUAGGUGGAGAAGUGACACCUCAUCAAGACGCCACAUUUCUGUACACGGAGCCUCUGGGCAGAGUUAUGGGGAUGUGGAUCGCUCUGGAAGACACCACUCUGAACAAUGGCUGUCUGUGGUUUAUUCCUGGGUCCCAAAACAGUGGUAUCUCUCGGCGUAUGGUGCGUACCACAGAGGGCACCUCCAACCUGACAGACUUCAUCGGAAAAGAGAUGACGCACAGUGCAGAGAAGUUUAUUCCUGUACCUGUUAAAAAAGGUGGCGUGGUCCUGAUCCACGGUGAGGUGGUGCAUCGCAGUGCUGAGAACAAAUCAGAGGACUCUCGCCACGUGUACACCUUCCACAUCAUGGAAUCCCAGGACACCCGGUGGAGCCCCGAAAACUGGCUGCAGCCCACUGAAGAGCUUCCCUUCCCUCCGCUCUACACCAAAUGAAAGACAUCGGGCUGCACAGACACAAGAUCCUGUCUGUCCUGAAGAGCGACCAACAUGUAUGAACAGUUUAAAGCAUAGCUCAUGUGCUCAUGGCUGGUUUUUAAUCUUCCAUGACACCAUGUGUUGCUCUGAGCUGCGUGUAGAUUAUAGACCAUAAUGACGGCUUGUGGCCAAAUACUGAAUGAUUUCAACAGAAAAUGUGAAUUUUUUUGAAUGGACUGAGAAAUGAAUUUCAAUUGAACCAUUUUUUAAAAAAUACAACUGAUCUUUAGAUCUGCUUUUAUUCAGAGUCUUCUCAUCAACAGUUUCACCAAUCAGCAUUUCUCUUGUUCAAGCUCAUUUUACUUUUCAGAUUUGUGUCAAGAAGAUGGCAGAUUCCUAUUUUUACAGACAAGCAGUCAGAAUUUCUACUUUCAAGUAUGUUGAUUUUAAGACGCAACUCAAUAGAAAAACAUCUUUAAGUAUGAAUCAUUAUAAACAACAUCCAAAAUUCUUUAGAUACAUUUGAAAUCAAACUGAGACACCAAAGGGUUAAUGUUGACAUCUCAUUGACAGGUUCCUCCUCUCAAUCCUCACACCAGCAUUAAAAUAAUGGACUGAAAAUUGGAGGAAUAUCACUUUUAUCUUUCUCUCUGGACUCACUUAACAUGCAAUAUUACAUUUUUCAAAACAGAAGGAUGAUGGCAAAAACAAUAUACUAGAAGAAUCAUGCUCAUAAACCGUCAUCACAUUAAAAAAGAACUCUUACAGAUGAAUGGAAACUAAAUUCAUUCUGAAAACACAUUUCAGGUUCUGAACUGAUGCACCUUCAUCUCAGAAUGAUGACAUCAAACACUGACUGUAUGUAAAGAUGAACAACGAUUGCCCCCUGGUGGCUGGAUGCAGUACGGGGUCAUAAACUUAGCCUCCAUGUUAGUACAUGGGACAGGGGGCAAACUUAAAAAGUCAAAUAAUUAUUUCAAAGAUGGUUUCUGUCACUUUAGGUAGUUCUCAGUUACUUGAUGCGAUUAAAAACUGGGUGAAACAUCA
Molecule: messenger RNA, 2123 nt
Organism: Paralichthys olivaceus (Japanese flounder)
Lineage: Eukaryota; Metazoa; Chordata; Actinopteri; Pleuronectiformes; Paralichthyidae
Gene: phyhd1
Product: phytanoyl-CoA dioxygenase domain containing 1
Source: RefSeq, a predicted model, not a curated record